Molecule: messenger RNA, 1608 nt
Organism: Truncatella angustata
Lineage: Eukaryota; Fungi; Ascomycota; Sordariomycetes; Amphisphaeriales; Sporocadaceae
Exons: 3
Coding region: 61-1299 (412 amino acids)
Biological process (GO): carbohydrate metabolic process
Source: RefSeq, a predicted model, not a curated record
AAUAACUUGACACGAAAUGCUCAAGAGCCGGUAAAAUCGAAAGGAAACAACACACCAGCUAUGUACAAAUCCGGUAUCGCCAAUUCUGAUCUAUCUGAAGCAGAGGCAUACAAUGCUAUCGUCGAUUUGUCCGCUCGCCAAGUUAUGGCGGCAAGUGUUCUUGCGGCCCCGCCGUAUCAGAAACCGUUAGGAAAUACCGAGCUGGAGCCUUUGCUCUUCAUGAAGGAGAUAUCAAGUGAUGGCAACAUGAACACGAUGGAUGUGCUAUACCCAACUUCACCGUUCUUUCUCUAUACGAAUCCGGAUUUACUAAGAUUUGCACUACAACCGCUUUACGAAAUGCGGGAAAACUCGUUCUAUCCAAAUGACUAUACUAUGCAUGACCUCGGCGGCAACUUCCCAAAUGCAACUGGCCAUCUUAAAGGCGACGAUGAAUACAUGCCGGUCGAGGAAUGUGGCAACUUGAUACUCAUGAGCUAUGCCUACUACAAGUUCAGCGGUGAUAUCUCUUGGCUUCGUAGUCACUACAAGACGUUGACAGACUCUGCUCAAUACCUUCUCGACUUCUCGUUACUCCCCGCUUCACAAAUGAGCACGGAUGACUUCAAUGGCGAACUCGCAAAUCAGACAAACCUUGCCAUUAAAGGCAUAAUCGCGUUGCAGGCAAUGUCUUCGGUGGCAAUUGUUGUCGAGAACCUGGAAAACGCGAGCAUGUACGCGGCCAAAGCCAAGGAGUACUACGUUGGCUGGGAAGAGUUGUCAGUCGAACCGUCGAGGCAACAUACCGUUUUGAGCUACCAGUGGACGUCUAGCUGGGGUCUACUUUACAAUAUCUAUUUCGACAAGCUUCUCAACAUAGGUAUUGUGAACGAGUCGAUCUACAAUAUGCAAUCAGACUGGUAUGCGAAAGUCUCCCAGGUCUUUGGCGUUCCCCUCGACAGUCGAAAGACCCAAACGAAGUCUGACUGGCAAAUAUGGGCAGCUGCUACCAGCUCCUCAAACACAAGAGAGAUGAUCAUCAGAUCGAUGGCUACCUGGCUCGACUCUACAGCCUCCACUGAUCCGUUCCCGGAUCGUUAUGAGACAUUUGGUAAUGGCCAAAAUAUCGGGUUUAAGGCGCGGCCAGUAGUAGGAGGGCAUUUCGCCCUGCUGGCGCUGGCGAAGAGUGGUCAACGAGCAAAUGCUGAAGGCGGGGUUAUGAAUGGUUCGCGGUUUUCGAGGAGCGGGGAUGGCUUUUUGCAAGUUAAGCCGGUGUCGAAAUUUUCCAAGCCGCUGAAAUGGUUCGAGCUUCCAUCAUGAUAGGAUCUUUUAAAUUAUCGUGUCCUUUUAAUAGUGUAAGCGUCGUGGUUCUCAAGUCAAAGAGGCUGUAAAACAUCACACUAGUUUCAAUAAAUAUUAUCAUAUUCGAGGACACCAUUUGCUUUGCUACCUUGCUAUGAGGGUGCCAGGAGUUCAUCCUUAUCAAAAGAGCUAUGGCUAUUAGAUCUCGGUCGGCCUGUUCGAUAGAGCUUGCGAAAAGCAAGGUCCCUGCGGAGCUAUUUCAAGGUUGUAGAGGAUGCUUAACUCCGCCCAUGUAGGAAUCAGCGCCCGGAAAAGCCUAUGUGUUCG